This is a messenger RNA of Marmota flaviventris (yellow-bellied marmot), 1262 nucleotides long. It is a transcript of the gene Rpf1, whose product is annotated as ribosome production factor 1 homolog. Lineage: Eukaryota; Metazoa; Chordata; Mammalia; Rodentia; Sciuridae. Gene Ontology annotation, molecular function: rRNA primary transcript binding. Gene Ontology annotation, cellular component: nucleolus; preribosome, large subunit precursor. The record is from RefSeq and is a predicted model, not a curated record. Gene Ontology annotation, biological process: maturation of 5.8S rRNA; maturation of LSU-rRNA.
ACUUCCGUUUCCGUAGGGAGCAAAAGGAGCAAACAACAUGGCGAAGGCCGGCGAAAAGAAUGGCAGCAGCGGGAAAAAAAACUUAAAAAGGAAAGCCGCUACCAAAGAACCUCAAGAGGCUGCGGUUGCUGAGGAUGGAGCGACGGAAAGCGGGGCCCAACCCCCGAAAGCCGCUGCCUUUCCCCCAGGCUUCAGCAUUUCGGAGAUUAAGAACAAACAGCGGCGACACUUGAUGUUCACGCGGUGGAAGCAGCAGCAGCGGAAGGAAAAAUUAGCAGCCAAGAAAAAACUGAAAAAAGAGAGAGAGGCUCUUGGUGAUAAGGCUCCACCAAAGCCUAUACCCAAGACCAUUGACAACCAACGAGUUUAUGAUGAAACUGUAGUAGACCCUAAUGAUGAAGAGGUUGCUUAUGAUGAAGCUACAGAUGAAUUUGCUUCUUACUUCAACAGACAAACUUCUCCCAAGAUACUCAUCACAACAUCAGAUAGACCUCAUGGGAGAACAGUACGACUUUGUGAACAGCUCUCUACAGUUAUACCAGACUCACAUGUUUAUUAUAGAAGAGGACUGGCUCUGAAAAAAAUUAUUCCACAGUGCAUCUCAAGGGACUUCACAGAUCUGAUUGUGAUUAAUGAAGAUCGUAAAACACCAAAUGGACUUAUAUUGAGUCACUUGCCAAAUGGUCCAACUGCUCACUUUAAAAUGAGCAGUGUUCGUCUUCGUAAAGAAAUCAAGAGGAGAGGCAAAGACCCCACAGAACACGUACCUGAAAUAAUUCUGAAUAAUUUUACAACACGACUGGGUCAUUCAAUUGGACGUAUGUUUGCUUCACUCUUUCCCCAUGAUCCUCAAUUUAUUGGAAGGCAGGUUGCCACAUUCCACAAUCAGCGUGAUUAUAUCUUCUUCAGGUUUCACAGAUAUAUAUUCAAGAGUGAAAAGAAAGUGGGAAUUCAGGAACUUGGACCACGUUUUACCUUAAAAUUAAGGUCACUUCAGAAGGGAACCUUUGAUUCUAAAUAUGGAGAAUACGAAUGGGUACAUAAGCCCCGGGAAAUGGAUACAAGUCGAAGAAAAUUCCAUUUAUAAAGUCCUAAGGAAAUAGUAUUGGAUUUUGCUGAACUUGGUAAUUUAUUUGUGAUAGAACGCCUUUUUCAAAAUAGCAUUUAUUGAUUUUAUAAAUCUUCAUGUCUGAACAGUUGACCAAGUGCCAUGAAUUGCCACUCUACAUAGCAAAUCAAAAUAAAAGUAAUUUGGGUGAGGA